AUGGAUACCCUCACGUCUCCCACAGCUACCUCGCAACCUCCUACGGGUGGAACAGCUGCUGGUCCAGUGUCACUUGAUUCUACGCUACGAACGACUCCUAUUCACCCCUCUCUACCUUCCAUAAAGGUCCCAGCGACCGCGGUUGCAGGUUCAACUGAGCCGAACACGAAUCCAAUCACACUAAAGCCAUUCACCGACGCAGAGCUCUCUAAGUACGGGUUUGAAAAACUGCGCGCACAAAUUUCUACCCGAAAUGCUGCAACCGAAGCAGGCAAUGGCACAAACCUUGGUGGACGGACGGUUGACGAAGAGGAAGUCAAGAAGCUGAGAGAAGAGACAGCGGCGUUGCUGAAGCACAAACUCGAAGAGCGUGAAAGCAAGAUUCGUGAGAUAGAACGCGAGAUAGAGGAGAAGGAAAAGAUCCGUGAGGUCGAGAGGAAGGUGUUUCGGAAGAAGAUGGGCAACGUCGCUGGAAUCCCAGAAGGAUGA
Molecule: messenger RNA, 489 nt
Organism: Exophiala aquamarina CBS 119918
Lineage: Eukaryota; Fungi; Ascomycota; Eurotiomycetes; Chaetothyriales; Herpotrichiellaceae
Exons: 1
Coding region: 1-489 (162 amino acids)
Source: RefSeq, a predicted model, not a curated record